AUGUCCUUGAUUGUGUUCACAUUAUUUUGUUCUUUCGUUUUAAAUGAUGCAAAACACUUCAAUGGAGGAACAAUCAACUGGGCACCCGUUGAUCCGUAUGAUAAUUCUACUUCAGUUGCUAUUACUAUUACACAGUCUUAUUCGUGGACAUAUCCAGAUAUACAAUGUGCCAACGAUGUACCAAUCUCAACAAGUGGACGGGGUGGUAUGAACACUAAUUUGAUUUGCGUUGUUGACUGUUCGACUGAUGGUGGUUAUUCUAGUGCACCAAUUGAUAUUCUAACUGAUUGUACAUCCGCUAGUUUAUCAUUGAAAAUGAUGACAAGUCAACGAUCGAAAAAUGUUACACUGUCUGUUGAUGCACAUUUUUAUUUAGCUUAUGUAGGAAAUGCUUGGGUAGCAUUAAAUGAUCCUCCUCAACAAGGUCUUGAAUGGUCUAUUGUAACAUACAUUGAUCUUCAUAAACGAGCCGAUGGGUUCAUUAAUACUCCACCUGUUGCCAAAAUUGUUUCUCCACAAUAUGCUAUUGUAAACAGAACAAUCCAGAUUAACAUACCUGUUUCGGAUGCCAAUGCUGGUGAUGAUGUACGUUGUCGAUGGUCAAAAUAUACAGCUGGAUAUCGAAGACGAAAACGAUCCAACAAAGAAGAACAUAUUAAGCAUCUACCUAGUAUUCAUUUUUAUAAAGAAGUAGCUAGUGAUAGAGAACUAAUUCAUAUUAGAAAAAAAAGAGACUGUGCCGGCAGCUGCAAUGUUUCAUGUGCAUAUGGUUGUGCAUGCAGUUGUGCUGAUUGUGUUUCCACAACAUGUACUGGUUCGACAUGUAUUGAAACUGGAGGUUGUGCAACUCAAGUAACUACGACUACAACAGAUACGACCAGUACGACUGAUACAACAAGUACAACCGAUACAACUACUACUGAAAUUCAAGGAACACUUAGAUCAACUUCGUCAUAUCCAAAUCGUCAACCGCUAGACGAAUGUGGUGAUAUUUGUCAUCCAAACAGUGUACCUAACGAUACUACUCUGUCCAACUGUACUAUCACAUUCACCGGUCUUAAAGCUGGAGUCUGGUAUGCAGUUGCUAUUCAGGUUGAAGAUUUUAUUGAUGGAACAAGUACGACACCAAUGAGUUCAGUACCAGUUCAAUUUUUGAUUUAUGUUCAAUCACCUUGUUCACAGCAACCUAUAAUUUUCCCUCUAAACCGCUGCCUAGAAGUACAAAUAGGCGUUUCGAUUAGUUUUAAUCUAUCUGCAAUGAACUUAUGUGAUUCAACUGUGGAUCUACUUGCUGAUAUUGUUGUUUCAAAUGGAAUUACCGGUAUGACUCGUAGUAAUCUCACCAAUUCACCAACAAAUUCAUCGAUCUCCUAUGUCGAAUUUACUUGGACGCCACAGACAAAUCAAACUGGAUUACAGCAAUUAUGUACAAUUGCAAAUACAAUGUAA
Messenger RNA from Rotaria sp. Silwood1, 1449 nucleotides. NCBI's taxonomy places the organism in Eukaryota, Metazoa, Rotifera, Eurotatoria, Philodinida, Philodinidae. The record is from the annotation of a GenBank genome assembly.